This is a messenger RNA of Capsaspora owczarzaki ATCC 30864, 6450 nucleotides long. RefSeq names its product NY-REN-60 antigen. NCBI's taxonomy places the organism in Eukaryota, Filasterea, Ministeriida, Capsasporidae. Gene Ontology annotation, biological process: protein deubiquitination. Gene Ontology annotation, cellular component: Golgi apparatus. The transcript has 6 exons. The record is from RefSeq and is a predicted model, not a curated record. Gene Ontology annotation, molecular function: cysteine-type deubiquitinase activity; calcium ion binding. The coding region runs from base 67 to 6450 and encodes 2127 amino acids.
UUUUUUCCUUGCUUUCCGUUCUUUCUCGUUCUUUCUCGUUUCUCUGUCUGCAGUUUCCAGCACGCCAUGGGCGCCAAGCAAAGCACCUACGACGAUGCCAGCCGUCGAUUGCUGCAGAGUCGCCAGGACUUGCGAGUGAUUCGCGCGGCCUUCCGUCGAGCAGCGGCACUCAACCCGUCGAGCGGCGGCGCAUCACCGCGCAGUGUUGGCAGUAGUAGCAGUAGUAGCACGAGUGGCGAGCUGGGACUCGUCGGGGGCAUUCCCGUCGAGGAAGAGCCGUUCGGGCCUGGAGCGGUGACGAAGGCGUCCAGCCAGCCAGCCAUCCAGAGCGCCCUCGCCGUCAUGGCACAGCCGCUGCCUGGGUACAUUGACCGCGAGACAUUCAUCCAGGAAGUGCUGGGCGAUGCAAUCCCGCCGCCACUCGCAGACCGCAUCUUCAAGGUCCUCGGUGGGCGGCGCAAUGUCGGCAUUGGCUACAAGGACUACAUUGUCGGGCGCUUCUUGUUCACCGAGGCCGAGGCGCCGCACAGAGACAAGCUCGUGUUUGACAUUUACAACAUUGAUGGAAACGACCUCCUCACGCGCAAGAGCAUCCUCGAGGUCCUGCACACCCUCGAAGGCGUCACGGUGCCGUCACCCGAGCUGCUCGCCUGGCUCGACGAGGUUUUGCCGGUCGUCGUUCCACCGCCACAGCAGCUGCUGCUACAACCAUCGCAGGCGCAAACAACCGCUCAGCAUUCGUCCAGCAAUCUCUCGUCUUCCGGCGCUCCCGUCAACGGCUCGUCGGAAAAGCUACUCGGAGACGAACUGAACGCUUCUUCCGACAAGCCGACGCGGCGAAGCAGCUCGUCGACGCGCCACAGCUCGAACUCAUCCUCGGCCACUCCUCUCCCCGAAGUUGCCGCAUCAUCUGUAGCAGCGGCUGCCGGCAGUGGUGACGACGAGUUGGAUGAAGAAGCGCUGCCUCCGCGCUCGCACCUCACCAAGUCCGCCAGCAACACCAGCCACCCGACUCCCCUUGAUGCGCAAAGUGCGUCCCACAAUACCCGUGCAUCCACUGGCGCCUUGUCAUCAUCGGCGGGUGCUCAACCUGCUGCUGCUGCUGCUGGGGUGCGCAUCGGCCAGUUUAGCGCGUUUGUGUCUGAGCCGAAAAACCGGCACGCAACUCCACUCAUCAGCUGGCUCAAUCAAGUGUCGUCGUCGUCCUCCUCCUCCUCCUCCUCGUCAGACACCUCUCUCUCAACCACCUUCUCUUCACCGUCAGAUUCAACACCGCUACCUCUCGUUCCCACACUCUACCAGAGCCUUGCCGCAGUGACAAAGUUCAGCGAGCCUGCCAUCAGAGAGCUCGAGCGCCGCUUUUAUGACUGCUGCACGCGGUUUGGCCGAAUGGACGCUGCAACAUUCCGCUCGGUUUUAUCGCCGCCAUUGCCAGAACCACUGUGCAACUCUCUGUUCCGCCUCCUCGAUGACAACAAGGACAACUUGAUCAAUUUCCGCGAUCUCGUAUGCGGACUGAGCGUGUGCUGCCGUGGAUCUCCGAGCGCAAAGCUCGAGUUUCUCUUCAAAAUGUUUGAUCUUGAUGGGGACGGCCGAUUGUCGCGCAACGAAUUUGUCGAACUCGUCAAGACUGUGGAAACGAUGGAAGAUCGCGUUAUUGACGUGAAACCGGAUGGUGCGAUGCGUCUCGGUCUGGAAGGCCCUCCGCAGCUCGAGGUCGACCUUGUUGCGUAUGGCGCGUCGGCCAUCAAGGCGGCCACUUCCAUCGUUAGCUUGUCCACCGCCGACAACCAACCAGUCUCAGCCUCCACAUCCGAGUCUCACGGCGGAGAAGCGACGACGGCCGCCACUUCAGCGUCACUGUCCGAGUCAAUAUCGCAGUCUGCCUCCGACCCGAAUGCCGGCUCGGGUGUUGAAGCGAUUGGCGAAGCUGCUGACAGGAUUGUUCGCCGAGCCGAACACGAGUUUGCCGAGAGCGAUGCUGAUCACGACGGCUAUUUGACGAUAGCCGACUUUGUGGCCUGGGCGGAGCACAAUCCGCUCGCCACGCAGUGUCUCGACACAGUCUGGCAGGUGAGCCACUUGUCGCUCGGCUUGCGACCUGACUCGCGCGAGCAGGAAGCGCAGCUCAUGGUGCAAUGGAUGGCGCAAGAACGGUCUCGGCCACUCGUGCCUGGCGCUCGCGUGUACCUCAUCCCUCGGUCCUGGUGGCUUGCUUGGAAACGCUAUGUGGGAUGCGAACUCCCCGAUUCGCUGUUGCUGGUGGAAAAUCUCGUCCCCUUGGCCCAGCAGGCUCCAGCAACACACGGCAGCAGCAAUGUGAGCAGCGCCAUCGCCACCGCCACCGCAACGACCGCCAGCACGCCGGCACCCACCACCAUCAGCACCCUGAACACGCCUGGGUUGGGCCUAGCAGAUCCAUUUUCAGUCUCCACCACCUCGCUCAACGCCCAAAGUGGCGGUGGUGCUGGCGCUAACGCCUCCUCGUCUUCUCGUACAUCCAGCAUGUCCAGCAACAAUACAGUCCGGUCGUCGCGCACUUCCAGCGUUGCCGGCGCACUGUCGCCCGCUGUGCACGUUGCCAGCGGCCCGGCGCCGCCUCCAGGACCCAUUGAUUGCUUGCCUCUGGUGAUUUCAAGCGACAGCCGCAAAAAUGCACACUCCAUGUUUGGCCCGCUUCUCAAGCCCGGCCUCGUCAAGAAUCGCCAGUUUGUUUACCUCACCGAGAAAAUUUGGAACUUGUUCUCGAGCUGGUACACGUGCCCCACCGAAGUGGCACGCCCGAUCGUUGCAGAUCCGAGUGGCCAAGGUGUCCGAGUCGACCUGUACCCCAUCAGCAUUCAGUUCUUCAAGCACCAGCUCUCGCAACCUUGGACUCAGACUCUGCUCUCGUCCAUGCCCAGCGUCUCGCCUUCUUCGAUCGGCAGCAGCAGCAGCAGCAGCAGCUACAACCAUGCCAAUCACAACCCCUCCAACGCAGACUAUCGACGCCGGCAUGCCUUCCAUCUCGCAGUCAAUCGCACCAUGUCUGUCAAAGAGCUUAUCGAGUACCUUGGUUCGAAACUUCGCUCGGUCACGUUCAAAGAUUGUCGGCUGCCUACGUUGAUGGAUGCCACCGACAUUCGUCUCUGGCUUGUUCCUCCAGCCAGUGUCAACUCGCUGGCAUCAUCCAGUGCGUCACAGCGACCUGCCACCACCGCUUCCGGACAGCCGCUUCUGACUGCGCUCCCGUCAGCAGACCCCUCCUCCACCUCUGGUGACCAACCUGACGGCCAAGCCACGACCUCGGCAGCUUCCCCAGAUGAUGGCACUGCGGAUGACACUGCGGCGGAUGAUGAGCCAUCACAAUCUGCCGAUGACACCUCUGUGGCCAAAGCCGACGAGCGAGCCGAGCCCGCUGACAGCAUUUCCAAUUCAGCCCCAACCCCAGCACCCGUGGCUGUGGCUCCUGCACCAUCUCCACGAGCUCUUCCGCUCGCGUAUGCCAACGCUCCGCUUGUGGUUGCUCCUCCGCUCCCGCUCGCCAGCCAGAACGGCAUGAUCUUUCUGGACGAUACGGCCAUGACGCUCGACCAGCUCGGUGUUGCAGACGGUGCCACGCUUGUCGUGGAAAUUCGUGCUUCCGACAAGAGCUGGCCAGAGGAUGUCAUGGCUCGCAAGGCCGCGGCGACGGGCGACGCAUCUCGAGCUUCCGGGUCUACCUCCUCCUCCUCGGCGACUGCCUCCUCGACAGCAGCCGCCUCGUCGAAACUGCCAGAGGAGAAGGGCUUGACAGGCCUGCACAACUUGGGCAACACUUGCUUCCUCAACUCUGCCCUGCAGUGUGUCAACAACACCCAGCCGCUGACGCAGUACUUUUUGAAUGGGCUGCACACGUACGAGUUCAAUGUCAACAACCCGAUUGGCAUGAAAGGAGAGGUGGCCAAACAGUAUGCAGCGCUCGUCCAGCAAGUGUGGGCGGGCACAUCGACCAGCGUUUCUCCCGCCAAGCUGCGCUCGACGAUCGCCAAGUACGAGCCCCGGUUUAGCUCCUUCCAACAGCACGAUGCACAAGAGUUCCUCGCGUUUUUGCUGGACGGCUUGCACGAGGAUCUCAACCGCGUGCUCAGCAAGCCGUACGUGGAGCUCAAGGACUGCGAAGACGGCACGCCCGACGAAAUUGUGGCCGCCCAAUGGUGGGACAACCACUUCAAGCGGAAUCGCUCCAUCAUUGUGGAUCUCUUCCAUGGUCAACUCAAAUCGCAAGUGCGGUGCCAGACAUGCAACCACAUUUCGGUCAGCUUUGACCCGUUCACCUUCCUGUCUCUGCCUCUGCCUGUCGAGCAUGACAUUUUCAUGGAAACGGUGCUGCUUCGUGCUGACGGCUCGCCGCCAUCCCGCUACGGCAUCACCCUUGAUUCCGGCAAUCAAUACAGCCAUCUCAAGGCCAGUCUGGCCAAGCUCGCCAACAUUGAGGAAGUAGAGUCGAUCGCUCUCGCUGAAGUUUCCAACUCUGCCGUUCUUCGCUUCCUCAACGACUCGGACGAAAUCCGGCCCAUCAACCGUGGUCAACUGGUUGCCUACCAUGUGCCAGGCAUUCGCAUGACGUCCGCCAUCCCCGUGUUCAAGCUGCGUAGCCGUCCUUCAUCGAUUGUGAUCGAGGGGCCGUCGUCUCUUGCCGCCGCAGCCGAUGACCAGAAGCGUGCGAGUGGGUCUGAGAGCAAUGAGGGUGGUGAUGUCGAGGAACCGACGGCUGAUGAAGCCUCUGUGAGUCAUCCAGUCGUAGCCGGUUCCGGCAUAUUCGAUGAAGCGCUUGCGGACACUGCUGCAUUGCUGCCGGAGGAGCGGCCUACAACUGGGGAGGACACACUCACACCUCCACAACAGCAACAUGCCAGCACAGAGCCUGCCGCUCCGGCGCCUGCCACCCCAGCUGCUCCUGUCGUGCCUGUGCGCUCCCACUCGAACAGUCGACCGUCUUCGCAGGGCAAAUCCCAAGGAAUUAUCUCGAGGAUUCUGAAUGCAUUUGGCGGUGGGUCGGACAAUGGACGCACAAGCGACACCAACACACUAAAGCCUGGGAUGGGCCUUCACUUCCCGCUCUUCCCUCCAGUGCUCCCCUCGCAGCACUGCAUCGUCAUUGUGCAUCGACGGGUGCUGCCGUCCAAGCUGUUUUAUCUGCAACCUCUGCGCGCCACCUUGUUCAACCUCCCGUCGAUCAUCAAACGCGACGCAGGCAUGACUGUCGGCGACUUGUACCAACGCGUGCACUCGCUGGUGAAGCGCUUCAUCCUGCGCACAUCCAUGGCCGCGUCCCUCGUGGCAGACUUUCGUGGCAAGCAGUCUUCAACGGCCGAAGGCUCGUCGUCCACCAGUGCCGCCGUUUUGGGUGAUGGUUUAUUUGUGUUGCGCCGCGUUGAUCACACUGGCCUGGUGUGUGGUCGCUGCCCCUGGUAUCAGUUCUGCACUGGCUGCGACUUGACCGACCCAGACCAACCGAUGUUUGGCAUCAAUUACGUAGCGAUUGACUGGAAUCCUGUGGCUCUGCAUCUCGUGUAUUCCAACGAGGAGGAGAUGAAAUGCUUGGAUCAUCCAUCCAUUGCUGAGCACAAACGGUCUCAGGACGAAACCAUCAGUCUUGACGACUGUCUGAAGGCCUUCACGAAAGAAGAAGACUUGGGUGCCAACGACUUGUGGUACUGUCCCAAGUGCAAGGAUUUCCGCAAAGCAUCCAAAAAGAUGGACAUUUUCAAGUUGCCUCCCAUUCUGGUCAUCCACCUCAAGCGGUUCCAGUUCGUCAGCGGCCGGUGGUCAAAGUCUCAAAAGCUCGUCCAGUUCCCCGAGCACAACUUUGACGCUGGCAGCCUGGCUGUGUCGAGUGCGCCGUUCGUCUCGACGUUUGUCGCGCGAGAUUCGUCUGCGGCGGCAGCGGCAACAACGGCUCCUCCCAAAACUGCCACACCAGAAGGAGCUGCUGAGCCUGCACAGUCCUCGGACACUUUCCAACCGUCGCCUGAAUCGAACGGCGAUGCCACCCCAGCGAACAAGGCACUUCAUGCAGAGGCCAGUACGCUCGAUAGCCCUUCAGCAACCUUGACGCCAACGAAUGGACACCACCACAGUAACGGACACCUUCCUUCUUCGGCUGCGUCCUCCACUCCUCCGCCCGAAGCCCCAUCGAGAUACGACCUCUAUGCCGUCUCGAAUCAUAUGGGCGCGCUUGGGGGUGGCCACUAUAUUGCGAAUGCAAAACACUCCAAUGGCAAAUGGUACACGUUCAACGACAGCAUUUGCAAACCUGCUGCUCAGGAAUCCAUUCAUUCGCCCGCAGCCUACGUCCUGUUCUACCAGCGCCAGGGUCUUGACAUUUCGAGCUUUUUGCCUGUCAUUGAGAACGGCCGCGCUGUUGUCCAAGUGGAUGAUGGCGAGGAAGUUGUGCCAAGGCCUCAAAACCGUUGCACAAUUUCUUGA